UAGCAAGCACCUGCACAGCGCAACACAAAUCUCCUCGGUCUAUCUCCAGACCAGUCCCGCGAAAAUCUUAGCACUCUCACUCUCUGGCAAAUCUGCUUCUAGGGUUCGGAGGCCACUAUCCUUAUCUGAUUUUGUUGGGUCGGGUUUCUUUUCAGAGUCCUAUACGGAAAUGAAGCCGAAGAGCGAGCAACUUCGCACUUCCAAGCUAAUUACCUACCUUCUAAUCGGACUCGUUGUGCUUCUUGGCUUGACUUGUUUGUACCAUGGAUCCUCCGUCGCUCCUGGACUCUCCUCCAGAUCCGAACGCUACUCUUUUAGCCAUGAGGGCACCGACCCGGUUAUUGGAGGCUUUUCCGAAACCCGUUAUCUUGAUGAUUUGUUCCAGGAGCAUAUACCGCAUAGCAUUCCUAUAUGUGAUGUUAAAUACUCGGAGUUGAUACCGUGUUUAGAUAGAAACCUUAUCUACCAAAUGAAAUUGAAGCCCAAUUUGACAUUGAUGGAGCACUAUGAACGGCAUUGUCCUCCUCAGGAUCGCCGUUUUAAUUGUCUUAUUCCUCCCCCCAUUGGCUACAAGAUUCCUAUAAGAUGGCCUGAGAGUAGAGAUGAAGUAUGGAAGGCAAAUAUACCCCACACGCACCUUGCGCAAGAGAAGUCUGAUCAAAACUGGAUGGUGGUGAAUGGGGAGAAGAUAAAUUUUCCUGGUGGAGGAACCCAUUUCCAUUAUGGGGCUGAUAAGUACAUUGUUGCUCUUGCCAGGAUGCUUAAAUUUCCGAAUGAUAAACUUCACAAUGGUGGGAAUGUCCGGAAUGUUCUUGAUGUUGGUUGUGGGGUUGCAAGCUUUGGAGCCUAUCUUCUUGCCCAUGACAUUAUAGCUAUGUCCAUUGCGCCUAAUGAUGUACAUGAAAAUCAAAUACAAUUUGCAUUAGAAAGAGGGAUUCCAUCGACUCUUGGUGUAUUGGGAACAAAAAGGCUUCCUUUUCCAAGCAGAUCAUUUGAACUGGCUCAUUGUUCAAGAUGUCGGAUUGAUUGGCUCCAAAGAGAUGGAAUUCUUUUAUUAGAACUUGACAGAUUACUGAGACCUGGAGGAUAUUUUGCAUACUCUUCUCCUGAAGCAUAUGCGCAUGAUCCAGAAAAUCGAAGGAUCUGGAAUGCUAUGCAUGAUCUUUUGAAAAGAAUGUGUUGGAGAGUGGUUGUGAGGAAAGACCAGACUGUUAUCUGGGCAAAGCCCACAAGUAAUAGUUGUUUCUUGAAAAGAGAACCUGGAACUCAACCCCCUUUGUGCAGUAUUGAUGAUGACCCAGAUGCAAGUUGGAAUGUACACAUGAAGGCAUGCAUCUCCCUGUACUCAUCAAAGAUGCACAAGGGAAGAGGAAGCGGACUAGUUCCUUGGCCACAGAGGCUUACUGAGGCACCUCCUCGUUUGGAAGAAAUUGGUGUCAGUGCUGAAGAAUUCCAUGAAGACACUAGGAUAUGGCAAUUUAGAGUGAGUGAGUACUGGAAGCAGAUGAAAUCUAUCGUAAGGAAGAAUUACUUCAGAAAUGUCAUGGAUAUGAACUCAAACCUUGGGGGUUUUGGUGCUGCUCUCAAAGAUACAGAUGUAUGGGUGAUGAAUGUGUCUCCUGUCAACCAGUCUUCUAGAUUGAAGAUCAUUUAUGACCGUGGCUUAAUUGGAACUGUUCAUGAUUGGUGUGAAGCAUUUUCUACAUAUCCUCGCACUUAUGAUCUUCUUCAUGCCUGGCAAAUAUUUACCAAGAUUGAGGAGUAUGAUUGUGGUUUAGAGGAUCUACUAAUUGAAAUGGAUCGGAUACUAAGGCCAGAAGGGCUUGUCAUCAUAAGGGACAAACCCUCAAUCAUAAACUAUAUCCGCAAAUUUGUGACUGCCUUAAGGUGGGAUCACUGGAUAUCAGAAGUUGAACCAAGGAGUGAUACUCUCUCCUCAGGUGAAGAACAAGUUUUGAUUGUGAGAAAAAAGUUUUGGAGUGGGGAAGUUUCAACAAUGUGAAUAUGGCUCUGAGGGGCAGCUUGUUGAACUUUUGGAAUCCUGUGUGUCACAUGAUAGGGAAAGUCAGGACUCGUGCUCCAUUGCCAUAUUGAGAGCAGAUUCUUGUUUGUAAGGUUGAGAGUGAAGUAAGAUUUAUACCAUUGUUCGAUGGAAUGUGCAAAGCACAUACACGAUAUACAGCUUUAAAGGCUGCCUAUCCUGGGGAAAAUGAAGAAAAGAGGAGCUUCCAUUUCAAGUAUUUAUUAGGAGAUGGUUUUCUAUUUAUUGGGAUGUAAUUGUUUACACUAAUGUUAUCUCACAUCUAAUCUUGGAACUUAUGUUGCUUAUUUUUCAAAGAUACUCUGUUCUUGGAUUCUUUAUAUGGCAUUGAAAAGAAAAGAAAAGAAAAGUACCAUGAUCA
Molecule: messenger RNA, 2402 nt
Organism: Hevea brasiliensis (rubber tree)
Lineage: Eukaryota; Viridiplantae; Streptophyta; Magnoliopsida; Malpighiales; Euphorbiaceae
Product: probable methyltransferase PMT9
Exons: 8
Coding region: 170-2002 (610 amino acids)
Cellular component (GO): cytoplasm; endosome; trans-Golgi network
Molecular function (GO): methyltransferase activity
Source: RefSeq, a predicted model, not a curated record